UAAACAAAAUGGCGGAUUGGCAUCUGCCUCAUACAAGGAUAAAUUUAUUCGAAGCUUUAUCAAUGCUGAAUGCUUUGAGAAUUAUUUUUAUCCGUAUGGUGGCAAUAGAUUUAAAUUCACCAAAAGAUGAGUGUGUCCCGGGUGGCCAGCUGCUUCAUAUGCAGCACCAGCACGGGCGCCAGAAAUACCAUCAGCCUCAUACAAGACACGAGUAAUCUGCAAUCCGGCAAGAAAUUGCUGGACAUUGUGAGUGAGAUAGCGGAGAAACCGUUGAAAGAGGAGGACAUACAUUCUACUGUCAUAUGCAAGAAAUGCAGUCAGACGUGCAAGGAGUAUGACGACCUGCAAGUGCGACUAAAAACAAUCAAGUCGGAGCUCCACGGACAGAUAAACAAGAACAGCGAGAGCCCCACCAAGCCGGAGGUCAAGAAAGUAGUCCUGCCGGCGUCGAAGCUGCACCCGCUGCCGCCGGACUUCGUGCUCAAUGUCGGUCGCAUUGCUGGAGUCACACAAAAGUCAGUAACCACUAUACCAUCCAAACUAAGCCUCAAAGUCACCGUGGGCUCAUCGGUCCUCACCCAAAGUAUCAAGACCACCCCGGCACUCGCCAAAAACAUUGUGAAACCGAAACCGGAGACUGUCCAGCAUCAAGAAAGCGAAGACUUGGUGUUUGAGGAGAGCAGCUUGCCGAAGGAUUUUAUAUCGUCCGUGGUGCUGCAGAGGAUAGGAGAAGAUGGGAACAAUGAUGAUCACGCUAUGGAAAUUGAUGAAGACUGUUCAUACGCUAUAGUAACUCAAGAGGAUGGCUCAAGCGAAAUAACAGAAAAGAAACUGGGCGAGCAGUCAUCAUACGUGCUACAAAAAUCUGGCGACCAGUCGAUGUUUGAUGUUAGCUUAUUAUCAUCGUUGGAAGACAGCGGAGGUGAAAAUGAGGCCGAAGCCAGCACGGACCAGUACAUCGUUGGGAAGUUGGAGAUACUGAGCGAGAAGGAAGAUGAAGAUGAUGAGGAUGAACAAACAAUAGUGAUGUCGGACGAGAACUCCAUAUUCCGAGUGGUGUCGGGGCAGAAGCUUGUAUACAGCGAGUCCGGCCUCGAGCUGCUCAGCGAAGACGCGGACACGCAAGCCGACAGCCAAGAUGACGAAGAUUCGCAAAUAGAGCUUCAAGUAUCUGGGGAUGAAGAGACAGCUAAUGCUAUCAUUGCUGCGGCUCGGGAGCAAGGUGGUGCGUUCAUAAAAGUGCAGUCGGGGGAGAUGUAUCGCGUCAAAUCGGUGCAGAGCAAACCUAAGGAAGACGAAGAAAAGGAUUUCACUGAUCAUUUGCAGAUUGUGGUGAAAGAAGAUGGUGUUUUUAAAUGUGUGCUGUGCAAGAAGAAUAAAGCUAAAGGAUCCCGCACCGGUCGCUGCGCGGGCGAGGCGGACUUCAUCAUGCGGCACAUGCGGACGCAGCACGACGCUCGUGUCUACAUCUGCCGCACGUGCGACAAGGUGCUGCGCCGGAGGGACCACUACAUCGCGCACGUCGCUCAACAUACGAAAGAAAGUUCGAGUCAAGACAAGAGCAGAUUCCAUGAAUGUGACACCUGUCAUAAGAAAUACAGUUCCAAAACCCUACUAAUGGAGCAUAUGAACUUACACAACGGGCAGCGACCAUACACAUGCCACAUAUGCCACAAGAGCUUCGCUUCCAAAUACACGCACCAGUCACAUCUCAAGACACAUUUGGACCGACCCCGACCGUUCAAAUGUGAGUCUUGCGGCAAAUGUUUCUUCACUCUACAGAACCUCAACCAGCAUCACAAGACACACUCGGGCCUCAAAGAGUUCGAGUGUAACAUUUGUGGUAAAGCGUUCGGCACGCAGCACAACCUGGAGAUGCACGGCGUGGUGCACUCGGGGCAGAAGCCGUUCGUGUGCGGCGUGUGCGGGAAGGGGUUCGCGAGGCGGGCUGAGGUCAAGGACCACAUGCGGAUACAUACAGGGGAGCGUCCAUUCGCGUGUGACGUAUGCGGCGCGACGUUCUCGCAGCGUUCAAAUCUGCACUCACACAAGCGAGCCACACACUACGACGACAAGCGGUACAAGUGUGACCAGUGUCCUAAAAGGUUUAAGAGGCGCAGGUUAUUAGACUACCACAUCAAGGCGUCUCACACGGGCGAGCGACCUCUGAAGUGCGAAAUAUGUAAAGCUACCUUCGUGUAUCCAGAGCAUUACAAGAAACAUGCCAGAAUACACAGCGGGGAGAAGCCCUACGUCUGCGAGGUGUGCGGCAAAUCCUUCAACUCCCGGGACAACCGCAACACGCACCGCUUCGUGCAUAGCGACAAGAAACCAUACGAGUGUCUGGUUUGUGGAGCCGGUUACAUGAGGAAACGUCUGCUGUAUUCACACAUGAACACACAGGGCCACUUGGCGGAGUCGAUAGUGGUGAACCAGCCGCGCGUCACCAUACAGCGAGUCUCGGACGGCGCGCCGGGAGACAACGUAUACGAGUCCACGGAAGAGUUAGAAUUAGAAAGUGAAGGAACGGCGGAAGCUAGUGGAAGCCACAACGCGGUGUAUAUAGGCGAUAAGAAAUACAAAUACGUCCUUCAGGAGGGGAAGACUUCUCUAAACCUGGUGCGGGAUACUGAAGACAUUCUUACAUAUAAUUUGGAGGGAGAUUUGAAGUCUGAAUCGAAUUUCCUCGAGGCCGUCACCGCCGAGCAGUUGGGAGAGGAAUCAGAGCUGGCGGACGGCAGCGGCUGCGUGCGCGUCGUGCAGAUCACGCUCCCCGACGGCAACCACGGCUGGGUCGCCGUCAACCCGUGAGGAGGGGGGGUCGCCGUCAACCCGUG
Molecule: messenger RNA, 2837 nt
Organism: Cydia splendana
Lineage: Eukaryota; Metazoa; Arthropoda; Insecta; Lepidoptera; Tortricidae
Product: zinc finger protein 420-like
Exons: 24
Coding region: 127-2811 (894 amino acids)
Biological process (GO): regulation of transcription by RNA polymerase II
Cellular component (GO): nucleus
Molecular function (GO): DNA-binding transcription factor activity, RNA polymerase II-specific; RNA polymerase II cis-regulatory region sequence-specific DNA binding
Source: RefSeq, a predicted model, not a curated record